CCCCCCCCUUGUUGUUAUUGUCAUUUGUUGUUGUUGUGGUUCUCAUCUACACGAGAGCUGAUGAAGAAUAUCACCCUCCUCCUCGGCUCUUGAUAUUUGGGGCGUAAAGUACAAGUCUAGCCUGGUAGCUUUAGGGUGCCCCGAGCGGGCCGUGCGUGGCACAGCGGGUGCUGUGUGAGUCAUGGCUGCCCGUGUUGCGCUCGUCUGCCUGGGCCUGGCGCUGCUCCUGGGGUCCAGUUCUCUGGGCCAGACCGGCGGCAGACGGUGGGGCGCGGACGCCCAGGGAGCGCCGGCGGCGGCUGCGGACAAUCAAACAACAACGAUGCCCCCGGACGAGUCCCCGGAGGUCACGCUGGCCACGCCGAGCGCCGCCGCACCGAGCGUCGUAUCCGAGGCCAAGCCCAAGCCCAAGACCAAGCCCCUCCUGCCCAUCGGCGGCAGCUGCUUGGGCUACUACGACGUGAUGGGUCAGUGGGACCCACCGUUCAACUGCAACGCCGGCGUCUACCACUUCUGCUGCGGCUCCUGCUUCUACCGGUACUGCUGCUCCAGCAAGGUCCAAGUGCUGGACCAGUUGGCCUGCAACAACUACGACACGCCCGUCUGGGCCAACACGGGCAAGCCCGUGGCCCCCGUCACCGAGGCGCCCGAGGAGCCCGAGGCCGACGUCACCCACAUGAUCGUGUACAUCAUCUGCGGAGUGGUGGCCAUUAUGGUGUUGGUGGGCAUCUUCACCAAGGUGGGGCUGGAGAAGAGCCAAGGAGGGGGCCGGCAGGACACGACCAACUCCAGGACCCUGACGGAGCUCAUGAAGCAGCCGGGAGAGGGGGGCGUAGUGGACAGGACGGGAGGCCAUCACCCGAUCGGGACCAACGGCAUCUCUGGCAGGCCCCUGCGUACCAAUAACGAACACAACCACCUGAACAACGCCGCUCUCUCCCCCCUGGGUCCCGCCAUGGCCCUCUCUCACCCCCACAACAACCUGGGCCUGAACUUCAACAAGUACACCUCACUCAAGGCCUUGGACACGGGCCCCCGGGACUACUACAAGAGCUACCCCAUGAUGGAGUACAGCAUGCGCCAGACGUCCAGCCCCCCCACCUUCCAGCCCAUCAUCGCCUUCCACCCCAAGGACAAGCCCUUCCUGCCCCCGCCGGACAUCCACGCCCCGCUGGCCAUCACCGCCACGGCGGCGCAGCUGCCAAAGCCCAAGAUCGCCAAGACCAACACCCACCCGCUCACCUCCGCCUCCGCCUUCAAGGUGUGGGACCCCAGCAAGAGUCACGUCCAGCACCCGCAGGUGGUCCAUAUGAACCAGUCCUUCCAGCAGCAGCAGCAGCAGCAUUCGCAGCAUUCGCUGCAGCAUUCGCAGCAGCAUUCGCAGCACACGCUGCAGACACUGCAGGCACUGCAAGCGCAGCAGCAAGCGCAGCAAGCACAGCAGCAGCAGCAGGGCCUGCCCAACAGCAGCCGGCGGCAGGGGCAGGCCGCCUACACGAACGUCAAGAGGCAGUUCAGCAUCGAGACGCUGCCAGAGCUCUUCUCGCAGCCGGCAGCCCUGGGCUACGGACAGUCGCCCCACAUGCACCCUAAGCACAAGGGGCUACCCACGAACAGCAAGACAGAGGUCACGGUCUGA
Clupea harengus (Atlantic herring) is the source of this 1639-nucleotide messenger RNA. Its product is annotated as protein shisa-8. The record is from RefSeq and is a predicted model, not a curated record. The transcript is spliced from 4 exons. Gene Ontology annotation, cellular component: postsynaptic density; dendritic spine membrane; postsynaptic membrane. Gene Ontology annotation, biological process: regulation of short-term neuronal synaptic plasticity; regulation of AMPA receptor activity. Bases 182 to 1639 code for a protein of 485 amino acids. Lineage: Eukaryota; Metazoa; Chordata; Actinopteri; Clupeiformes; Clupeidae.